Molecule: messenger RNA, 1153 nt
Organism: Vespula vulgaris
Lineage: Eukaryota; Metazoa; Arthropoda; Insecta; Hymenoptera; Vespidae
Product: ARL14 effector protein
Exons: 3
Coding region: 524-997 (157 amino acids)
Cellular component (GO): intracellular membrane-bounded organelle
Source: RefSeq, a predicted model, not a curated record
AUCUAUAAUAAAUAACCAUGCCUUUUUGUAUACCUUAUAGAUAGGUUAUGCCAAACAACACGAAUGAACCGAAUCGAAGUAAGUCGAGCAUUGCAAAAUCGAUUCGAGUCGAGUAGAAUCGAAUCGAACCGAAAUGAGUCAACCAAUUAGCUCACGAAUAAAACAAAAAAAUUAUUGAUAUCAAUUGUAAGACAUAAGAGAAAACAAUUUUUAUCAUCGAGUGUUGUAUAAUUAGAAAUUUACAUAUUACGAUUAUCGAUGUAGUGGCGUAUGUAAAAAGAACUCAUUUGUAAAAUAUAUGCCAUGUAUUUUGUUACAGAUCUACUAGAGUUUUUCAAAAUAUAGGUUAUUUUAUCGCGUUAACACGAAUAGUUUGUUUAUCGUAGUCCAUUGUAUUGUCGCAAUAUUGUACAAAGUGCAAUAACAGUGUUCAUUUAUCUAAAUAACAGAAUUUUUUUAAUAUUGUCAUGUGCGAUAUUAUAUUACUUUUUACAUAUAGUUUAUAAUUCGGUGACAAUAGAUUAUGUCUGACGAAAAAAUAUUGAAAACGAACAUGGAAACGAACUCGUCUUCCAGAGAAGCUACGACGCAACAAGUAAACAAUGUGGAAAUGCCAUCACGAUCUAGAGGUGGUCGAGGUUCGAGACAAAGAGCAGUGGACAACAUAACCAAAAAAUUUCUUCGAAAUUUUGAUCCUGAACGUAGCGAAAGAGAAAAACGUAAAUUACACCGUCGUUUGUAUCAAGGAAGUAAACGUCACACCUUGUACAAUGAUGAAGGUAUUUGGGUUAUAACUGGAGACGAUUUAUGCGAUUGUUUAAGUUUGGAAUGUGCGGGAUGUCACUUUCCAUGUCCUAAAUGUUCCUCUUCAAAGUGUGGCCACGAGUGCAGAAAGAAACAUCGCUUCUUUAGGAUCAAUCGCAAGUGGACUUAUGAUACGAUCGAAAACGAGGGCAGUGACAUCAUAAAGAAAAAUCCAGUACUCAAAGAAACCUAAAUAAACGAGAUUUGUCCUUAAUUUUUUUUCCUUUCUAAUCAACGAACGUUUGUCAGCUUAGUUUUCUACGUAAUACAUCUGUGAUAUCGAGUAAUAAUAAAUAAAUAAAAUGUCUGUAUAUAUUUGUAGAAAAUAAGAAAGUUGUAUAAGAAAGAA